AUGAUGCUUGGCGGUGUAUUCUUCUGUGUGAAGGCAGCAGCCUGGGGACAGCAGCUGCGGCUGCUAAGGAUGAUGAUGAUGAGGGUGCAGCAGCAGUGGCAGCAGCAGCACCUGCAGCGGCAGCACUUCUUUCGUUCUCUCUCCUACCACUCCAUUCAUUGCAUUCUCAGCAGCAGCAGCAGCAGCAGCAGCAGCGCUACAAGCAGCAGCAGCAGCAGCAGGAGUAGCAAGAGAUGUGUGUUGUGUUUUGUGUUUGCUGCUGCUGCUGCUGCUGCUGCUGCUGCUGCUGCUGCAGAUGAUGCUUGGCGGUGUAUUCUGCUGUGUGAAGGCAGCAGCCUGGGGACAGCAGACGAAGAGGCGAUGCCGGUUGGGUUGGGUUUGUUUAUAGAUGAUGCUUGGCGGUGUAUUCUUCUGUGUGAAGGCAGCAGCCUGGGGACAGCAGACGAAGAGGCGAUGCCGGCGGAUGUAGACACGCCGCUCCUUACCUCGCCUGCUGUCUUCUUCAUUGCAGAGUCAACGGGGGAGGCGGAUGUAGACACGCCGCUCCUUACCUCCCCUGCUGUCUUCUUCAUUGCAGAGUCAACGGGGGAGGUGACUGUACACCUGGCGGACCGCUGCUCCACCCUCGUACGCGAGACGGAGGCGUUUGAGAUCCCGCUGCUGCCUCCGCUGCUGCAGCAGCAGCAGCAGCAGCAGCAGCAGCAAGAAGACGGCCGGCUGCAGCAGCAAAUGAAAUUGUGGUCGGAGCGGCUUACUAAGAAGGAGCAGCUGCAGCAGGAGAAGCCCACGCCCGUCGCCGCUCCGGAAGAGGAAGCCUGCAGCAGCAGCAGCAGCAGCAGCAGCAGCAGCAAACGACGUAGUAUCAGCAGCAACAAAUCGCGUAGCAGCAGCAGGCGAAGCCCUAGCGGCAACGCGAGAAGCCCACGCCCGUCGCCGCUCCGGAAGAGGAAGCCUGCAGCAGCAGCAGCAGCAGCAGCAGCAGCACCAGCAAACGACGUAGUAUCAGCAGCAACAAAUCGCGUAGCAGCAGCAGGCGAAGCCCUAGCGGCAACGCAGAGAAGACGCGAAGCAACGGUAAAAAGAAAAGCAGCAGCAGCAGCAGCAGCAGCAGCAGCAGCAGCAGCAGAGGUCAGCACAGCGGCAGCAAGCGUGAUGCGAGCAGCCGCAAAAGCAAAAGUUGCUGCCGGCGAAGAGCUCUUCGGCACCCGGGGUACGCUUGCUGCUGCUGUUGCUGCUCCUCUUGCUGCAGCACUGCGUGCGUUUGAGUGGAGGUUAGCUGCAGGUCAGCACAGCGGCAGCAAGCGUGAUGCGGGCAGCAGCAAAAGCAAAAGUAAAGAGAAGCGUCUCAGCCGCAGCAGCCGCAGCAACCGCAGCACCGAUGCUGCUGCGGAUCUGUGGAGCCGCAGCAGCAAAGCAGCAAAGGAGGCGACGCUUGCAGCAGCAGAACAGGCGGUGCAUGCUGCAGCACAUGGGCGCAGCGCCAAGAGCAGCAGCAGCAGCAGCAGCAGCAGCAAGAGCAGCAGCAGCAACGCACUAAACAAGUGGCGGCAGCUGCUGCAGUCUUCUCCCGAGCAUAUAGAGGUGGUAUCCCUCCUCAAGCGAGUUGCUGCCGGCGAAGAGCUCUUCGGUACCAGGGGGACGCUUGCUGCUGCUGUUGCUGCUCCUCUUGCUGCAGCACUGCGUGCGUUUGAGUGGAGGUUAGCUGCUUCUGAAGUUUGCUGCACUGCAGCACGAAAGUCUCUGGUGCAGCAGCUGCAGCAGCAGCAGCAGCAAAUUGAGGAGCAGCAGACUAGCCUACAGCAGCAGCAGCAGCAGCAGCAGCAGCAGCAGCAGCAGCAGCAGCGUGCGGCAACUUUAGCUUCGCAGGUGACUGGGCUGCAGCAGGCUGUACAUACACUGCAGCAGCAGCAGCAGGUGCUGCUGCAGCGGUUAUCGAAGCUUAAUGGGGUAGAAGAGGCCCAGGCGGAGAGCAGAAGCAGACAGCAGCAGCAGGUGCUGCUGCAGCGGCUAUCGAAGCUUAAUGGGGUAGAAGAGGCCCAGGCGGAGAGCAGAAGCAGAGUGCGGCGGCUUGUAAGCAGGCUGUUGGUGCAGCAGCAGCUGCUGCAGCAGCAGCAGCAGGAGAACGAUAGUCUGAUGCUGCUGACGACGCAGGAGCAGCACAACCUGGAGGACUUGGCGUUGCUGCCGCCUUCAGCUUCUGCUGCUGCUCAACUAGAAGAGCUGCAGCAGCAGCGAACUGCAGCACGGGAGAGGACCCGACAGUUGCAGCAGCUGCUGCUGCGUCUGCAGCAGCAGCAGCAGCUGCAGCAGCAGCUGUAUGAAGAGCAGUUGGCUCUCGCAAACGACGUGCAAGACAAGCAGACAUCGCAGACGCUGCAACGCCUUGGUGCUGCAGUGACGCAGCAGCAGCGGCGGGUUCUGCUGCUGCUGCGGCGUGCUGAGGCUCUGGCGCUGGGGAUGAUUGGCCGGGCGAUCCCCAUAGGACAGCAGCAACAGCAGCAGCAGCAGCAGACGGAGCAGCAGUUGCUGCCGCAGCAGCAGCAGCAGCAGCAGCAGCAGCAGCAGCAGCAGCAGAAGCAAGCUGACAAGCCACCUAGUGCUGCUGCUACAAGCAGCAGCAGCAACAGCAGCAGCAGCAGCAGCAGCAGCAGGAGGCCGUGCAGGCCCGGGGCCUGCUUCAUGUUACCUUCUAGCUUCUUGGAGGGCGCGACAGACGAGUCGCUGCAGCAGCAGACAGCUCAUGCUCCAUCAGCAGCAGCAGCAGCAACAGCAACAGAGGCAGCAGCAGCAGCAGCAGCAGCAGGCAUGUGGCAGUCUCUCUUCAUUGCUGCUGACCAAGAUGCAGCAGCAGCAGCAGAUGUUGCUGCUGCUGCUGACGCUGCUGUGUCUGCACACAAGAGGGAGGUUACUGCUGCCAGCUGUGAGCAGCAGCCAGGACUGCAACACGAACAUCAACAGCAGCAACAGCAGCAGCAACAGCAGCAGCAACAGCAGCAGCAGCAGCAGAGAGCUCUCCUCGAGUUGCUGCAGAAAGCAAAGCUCCUGCAGCAGCAGGCAGGAGAACUGGAGGAGGCUGUUGCUGCUGUGGAGCAGCAGGCAGCUUCUUGUCUCCCGCUUGAGCCGUUCUCUGCUGCAGGUGCAGCUGAUAUACAGGACGCAGGGGACUUGCUGCAGCAGCUGCAGCAGCAGCAGCAGCAGCAGCAGCAGCAGUUGCUGCUGCCGCCGCAGUUCGGGCUGCCUGCUGCUGCCACAGCAGCAGAACUCAAGCCUCACGGAGACACUUCUAUGCUGCCGUUGGUGCAGCGGUUGCUGCAGGAGCACACAGCCACUCGCGCCCGCGAGGCAGCGGGUCGGCGUGCGUUGCUGCAGCAGCUGCAGCAGCAGCAGCAGCAGCAGCAGCAACCGCAGCAGCAGCAACAGCAGCAGCAGGGAGUCAGUUUCUUUGCAGCAACAGCAGCAGAACUGGAAGCAGCAGAUGAUAGCAUAGGUCUCCACGCCAAAGGAGACAGCAGACUUGAGCAGGAGACAGAGCUCGACCUCGAUUGGGAGACGCUGCCCAGCAGCCUUGAUGAAUACAGCAGCAGCAGCAGCAGCAGCAGAAGCAGGAGCAGCAGCAGAACCAGCAGCAGCAGCAGCGGUGAUUUCUGCGCGAGGGAAACCAGAAGCAGCCGCAGGGGACGCCGGAGGUACCGUCGUGGCGGCAGCAGCAGCAGGAGCAGCAGCAGCAACAGCAGCAGGAGCAGCAGCAGCAGCAGCAGAAGAGAUGCAAUGGUUGACAGCGACAGCGAUGCAUUGGUGGGGGCUGAGGAGACAGGCGACCGCAGCAGCAGCAACAGCAGCAGCAGGGAGUCAGUUUCCUUGCAGCAACAGCAGCAGAACUGGAAGCAGCAGAUGAUAGCAUAG
Eimeria mitis is the source of this 3903-nucleotide messenger RNA. RefSeq lists its product as uncharacterized. NCBI's taxonomy places the organism in Eukaryota, Apicomplexa, Conoidasida, Eucoccidiorida, Eimeriidae. The record is from RefSeq and is a predicted model, not a curated record. The coding region runs from base 1 to 3903 and encodes 1300 amino acids. Gene Ontology annotation, molecular function: transcription cis-regulatory region binding. Gene Ontology annotation, biological process: regulation of transcription by RNA polymerase II. The transcript is spliced from 18 exons. Gene Ontology annotation, cellular component: nucleus.